CGUCCACCUGGGCGUACGGCUCGUCUAACUUCACGCAACUGGCUUCGGGAGCCGCUCGGCUUCUCUCCGCCAUGCCCGUCGGUGCCUCCCCCUCAGCCAAGUCCCGGUACAACCUGGUGGACGACAGGCACGACCUGCGCAUCCCGCUACACAACGAUGACGCCUUCCAGCACGGCAUCGGCUUUGAGGCCAAGUAUAUUGGCAGCCUAGAUGUGCCACGGCCAAACAGCAGGGUAGAGAUUGUGACUGCUAUGAGGCGAAUCAGGUAUGAAUUCAAAGCCAAAAGUAUAAAGAAGAAGAAGGUGAAUCUAAUGGUGUCGGUAGAUGGUGUGAAGGUGGUGCUGAAAAAGAAGAAGAAGAAGAAAGAAUGGGACUGGAAUGAAAGCAAGCUGCUGGUGAUGCAUGACCCAAUCUACAGGAUAUUCUAUGUAUCUCACGAUUCCCAGGACCUGAAGAUCUUCAGUUACAUUGCCAGGGAUGGCUCCAGCAACAUCUUCCACUGCAAUGUUUUCAAGUCCAAGAAGAAGAGUCAGGCCAUGCGCAUUGUCCGAACUGUGGGUCAGGCAUUUGAGGUGUGCCACAAGCUGAGCCUUCAGCACACUCACCAGAAUGCUGAUGGCCAAGAGGACAGCCAAAGCGAGAAGGGCAGUGACGAUUUGGAGGCACCAGCUGAGCCUGUUGGCACUGCUGAGGAAACAGACAUUGAUGCUGUGGACAUUGGACUACCAGGGAGCGAUCACUUGGAGUUCAACAGAGGAGUGACAGACCUUGAUGCUGUGGGUAGAGAGUCGCCUGGCCUGCUUUGCACUGAGGGCUUGCUUCAUAAAGACAGUAUCCUGACAGCUUCUCCCAAGAUGCUGCUCCCUUCAUCUGCCCAGUUGCCUGAGCCAGGGGUUCCUUUAUCUGCUCACCACCAGAUGCAGUUUCUGCAGCAGCUCUUGCAACAGCAACAGCAACAGACUCAAGUUGCUGUGGCCCAGGUGCAUUUGCUGAAGGAACAGCUGGCAACAGAGGCAGCUGCCCGACUUGAGGCCCAGGCUCGAGUGCACCAGCUCUUAAUGCAGAAUAAGGGCCUCCUCCAGCAUAUCUCACUUCUAGUGAAGCAGGUGCAAGAACUGGAAGCAAAGCUGUUGAGAUCUGGCACCAUGGAUUCUCAAGAUAGCUUGCUGGAGAUCACCUACCGCUCCGGAGCCCUGCCCGUUCUGUGUGACCCCACCACUCCGAUGCCUGAGGACAGCCACCUGCUCCAGCUCAGCCACAGCUUCUCCAAUGUCGCCAGCUCUCUGGGCAGCCCCUUAGUUGACCAAAGCAUGUUUGAGAAUUCAAACACUACUUCUGCACCAAAGCUGCCAGUUGCCAAAUCUGCCUCGCUGCACACCCGAUCAUCCCCAGGCGUGAAUCUGAGAGGCCCGCCAGAUUGGGGAGGUGGCAGCCACCACCUCAAGAACCUCAGCAAGACUGUUGGUGCAAAAGUCAACGAUUUCCUGCGCAGGAAAGAGCCCACCAGCCACAGCAGCUUUGGAGCAACAGAAGUCAAUGAGAGCGCAGGGGCAGCACUGCCAUGCGGACAAGGCGCACUGCUGGGAGUCCAGGGCCGGGCACAGGGGCAGCCACCAACUGAUGCCAUUCCCCGGCUCAACCCACCUCCACUGAUUACCAAAAAGCGCACCCCAAGAGCUCUGAAGACCACUCAAGAUAUGCUGAUUGCUUCCCAACCAUUGGUGGGCAGCUUAGAAGCCUCCUUUCCAGGGGAAAGCCAGGAACAUGCAUGCCAACCCACCAGGACAGAGGUGGCAUGGCAAGAGACUGGUUCAUUGGCACAGGAGGAGGUUGGAAGCAGUCCCAGCAGGGCCUUUGGUGUACCUGACCUCAUUCAUGAGGAGAACCUAGAGCCCAAGCUGAGCAUUGCUUACAGAAUAUCCUCUCCACCUUACCCAGAGAAUUUGGCUCUACAACUCAACUCAAGUGCUGGCAAGAGCCUUCCUGAACACCAGUUCCAAAGCAGCACGGAUCCCUCCAAGGCAAAGACAUCCACUCUAGAAAGGGAAGGGCACAGCCCAGACUUGCUGUCCUUCGAGUAGAAUUGUCUCCUUUCACCAGUAGCCAUGCUUCAGUUGCAGAGUCAGGAGGUCACUGUAACUGUUCCCUUGUAAGAUGUUCUGAGGCAGAUGCUGGGACAAACCGCAUCCGCAUAUCCUCUGGAUAUGUUAUGGCAAGAAGUAUCCUGAGAAAAAGCAGCUACCUUUUCCAUCAGCAUACUUGAACUUACUAUGCAAUAGCCAACCAUUGGGAAUGCACAAGUUGGGCUGGCCCUGCACCAGUCCCUCUAUGUAGACUGACUGGAAACCAAGAUGGGCAAAGAUAAUCUGCACAACUUGAAUGUGGGGAAUGUGGGGAUUAGUGAGGCUGAAAUUGCACAGCUAAUUAAACCCCUCUAGGUGUUCUCUCAGGAUCCAUUCCUGGGAUGGAAUUCCAGAAAGAAUUCUCCCUGGAUCUGCUCCAUGAGCAGAGCAGAAUAAUGCUCUUCCUUUGCUGGAAUACAGCAGUGCUUCAAGCCAGUCCUUCCUUCCUUCCUUGAUUCUGAUCACUACAGGUGCCUUCACCUGUAGUAAAGCUGUUGGAGACCCAAAGUGCAAUUCAAAAUCCAAGCACCAGGAGACAGGUAUCACUGCUCCAAGAGCAGAGCUCCCUUUCCUUCCAUUGCUAGCCUUGCUCUGCACACAUGGGGGUAUUGCAUCCCUCCUAGUCAGUGGUGCCGAUUGUCAUGGGCUGAGGGGCUUUUAUCCUCAACUUUUGUCCCUUCUGUUGAAGUUCUACACAAGGAAGCACUUUAAAUCAGGUUCAUGAACAAAUCCCUCAAUGUCUUAACUUGAGAAGCAAGAGCAUAUUUUGUUGAAAGCCACCCUUUCAACAGAAAAGGUGUUUCACCCUUUCAGAGAAGAGACCAAUUUUGGCCUUUUCUCCACCUGGGCCAAAACCUGCCUUCUGUACCUGAGUUGCACCUGACCUCCACAGUCCUCCAGAUAACAACCAUCUAGAGCUUCUGGUGCAGUUCUCUUCAUCCAAAAGUCCAGGGACCUUAGUUUUUUGUGUGUUUUUUUGCCAACUUGAUGUUCUUAGUAAGCAGAACAAGAAACCUAGGCCUUGAUUACCAGUCCAGUCCAUCCCAUAAUCUGGCCAUCCAGACUCGAAAGUGGGCAUUUUGAAGCCAAAGACGGCUGAGCAGGUUGUACUGAAACUAACGUGUUCUCUGUAAUCACUUUACUUAGAUCAGACUUACCCAACCUGGUGCCCUCCAGAUGUUUUGGACCACAACUUCGAGCAUUCCCGACCAUUGGCCAUACUGGCUGGGGCUGCUGGGAGUUGAAGUCCAAAACAUCUGGAGGGUAUCUAGUUGGAAAAGGCUGGAGUAGACACUUGCGGUGAUGGCCUUUCCCCCCUCUCAUUUCAACUAAAUUACUUUGUGGAGUUGGGGACUGUGGGUGGGGGGAGAUUGCAAAAGUGCCCCUUCCAUCUGAGUUGCACUACAGAUGCCUGGGCAUGUUCAUAUUGCAUGUAACAUGCAUGUGCAUAUUUUUGUGAACUGCCCAGAGAGCUUCGGCUAUUGGGCGGUAUAGAAAUGAAAUGAAAUAAAUAAAUAAAUAUCCAUUAAUACCCUCUGGAAAUGCCAGCAUAAUGGUGUCAACCUCAUGCAUAUGAACAUUCAAUUUUUGAUAAACUCCAGUCACUGCAGACACUCAUACAAUAUCUAAAUGGUGGCUUCAAAUGGGAAUCUGGCCACAAAAUUUCCUUGUCAAGGAAUUUCACCUCAUUUGUGCCUUUGCACCUCCAUAACUAGUCUCAUCAUUCCUGUGCUACAUUUUUUCUGCAAGUGGUUCUCUACUAAAGCUGAAACAAAUAUGCGCAAAUAUUUAAAAUUCAUGGGAUUUUAUUUCCUCCCUUAGAUGUUGAAAGUUUGAAUGUUCUAGACUUCUUUGGCAUUUCUUGAAUUUAGUAGUCUUCAGGUGUGAAAUGUCAUAAGCUGUCAGCGAUCAAUUACUGCCAAGUACUAAUUAUGAUUGCAUGUUACCUGUUAAAUGCUAUAUAAUAGAAAAGGCAUUAAAAGAUCAAAAAGUUUUCCAACUGUCUUCCAGGUCACCCUUCUUUGGAAAUGUCUCAACUGUUCCUCAUUGGGGACAGAUCCAUAAUGGAGACAAGCUUCCUGAAAGUCUGCUUGCUAACCACUGCCACUGGUCUUCUUCUGCAUUGUGUAGGCACCACAGAAUGUUUGAGAGCACAUUCCCAUUCCAUGAUGGGGAUAGUGAUUCUCACAAGUGUUCUCUUGUGAACUGACUGUGCAUUCCUAGGACAAGCCCAAGAUCCUCUGCAACUUGUAGGGCUCCAUAGCAGUCAAGUUGAUUUGGGAAGAAAGUUUGAAAUCCACUCUGGAAUCCCGUUGCAUUUCAGCUCUUAAUACUGUCAAAUACUAAACAACACUGUAAGUUUACUAUCAAUAUCAAUCAAACUAUUAGGAGAAGAAAAUCACUGAAUGUCAAAUCUGGAUGACAAAUAUUUAUUCCCUAGCAAAAUUUGUAAAGAAUAACUAUGACAAUUUUUGGAAGCAAAUGUAUUUUAGCUCUUCUCUGAACUCCUAAUAACUAUAUGACUGACAGAAAUUCAGUAGGUAAAGCUUUCUCCAUCACUGAUGCUGCAGUACUGAGGAAACUGCACUUCCUGAACUGUUACUGUUUAGCUGUUAAAGGCACAGAGUUUCUUGUCAAGAAAACAAUAAAUAAAAGACAGUCCAUUCCCAUGCAUUUAUUCCACAAAUAAAUCCACUGAAAUCAGUGAGCUCAAGCAAGCUAACUCCACAUAAGACUGGACUGAGUCAGCCAUCCAGACCUCCAUUUGGAAGUUUGAUUCUAAGUAAAAUCUUCUACUCUGAUCAAAGUGUACUUAUAAGCUGCUGGACUAUUUGGACAUGAAUGCUUUUAGAAACAGUUGACGGCAAGUGGUCAAAUAGGGCAUCAUGCAGCAUUGUCCUAUGCGUAUUUACUCAGAAAGCCAUGGGGUUCAGUGGGGAUUUUUCUCCCUCUCUUAUAAUACUAGAACCCAGGGCCAUCCCAUAAAGCUGAUCACUGGGAGAAUCAGGACAGACAAAAGAAAGUACUUCACAUGGUGCAUAGUCAAACUCUAAAAUUUGCUAUCACAAGACGUCACAAUGGCCACCAAUAUGGAUGGCUUUAAAAGGGGGUUAGACAAAUUCCUGGAGAAGGCUACCAAUGGCUACUAAUCCUGAUGCCUCUAUGCUACCAUCAGUAACCAGAUGCAUUAAGCUUAUGUACACUAGUUGCUGGGGCACAUGGGUGUGGGGGUGCUGUUGCAUUCAUGUCCUGCUUGAGCGUUUCCUGUUAAUAACUGGUCGGCCACUGCAUGAACAGAAUUCUGGGCUGGAUGGUUCUUCUUAUGUUCUUAUGUGAGGAAACAAUCACCGACAGAUUGGAAUUCAUUUCUGUUUAAAUGUAUCCAUCCCUCAGAUGUCUAAUGCUGUCACCCAUGUAUCUAUUUCAGAUAUAUAUGUAGCCCCAUGCAGCCAUUUGCCUGCACUUGUGUAGGCUGUGUAUUCGGGAUGUUGGUGUGCAUGUAAGCCAGUGUCCCUGUGCUAUUUCACUUACGUUUUGUGUGUGGGCUUCCCACAGGCAUCUGGUUGGCCACUAUGGAACAGAAUGGUCUGACUGAGCAUGGCGGUUCUUAUGUUUUAACAUGCUGGUUUUAGAAACUGAAGAAAAAUUGAAUGAAGGAGAAUCUGCAAUAGAACUAGCACCUGAAAAUCAUAGUUUUUUUCAAAGUAUAAAGCAGAUUUUAUUUAGCUCUAUAUUCUAAAUUUGUUAAUAAAU
This is a messenger RNA of Elgaria multicarinata webbii, 5876 nucleotides long. Its product is annotated as carboxyl-terminal PDZ ligand of neuronal nitric oxide synthase protein-like. Gene Ontology annotation, molecular function: nitric-oxide synthase binding. Lineage: Eukaryota; Metazoa; Chordata; Lepidosauria; Squamata; Anguidae. The transcript has 12 exons. The record is from RefSeq and is a predicted model, not a curated record. Bases 72 to 2081 code for a protein of 669 amino acids.